Molecule: messenger RNA, 1989 nt
Organism: Sphaeramia orbicularis (orbiculate cardinalfish)
Lineage: Eukaryota; Metazoa; Chordata; Actinopteri; Kurtiformes; Apogonidae
Gene: siae
Product: sialic acid acetylesterase
Exons: 10
Coding region: 61-1632 (523 amino acids)
Biological process (GO): carbohydrate metabolic process
Molecular function (GO): sialate O-acetylesterase activity
Source: RefSeq, a predicted model, not a curated record
ACGUAUGCGUUGUUCUCCUUUCUAAUGAACUUUUAUCGAGCGUAUGACUAAACGACUAAAAUGACUAUCAAAUCUUCCCCGUAUUUCAGUGUUAUAUGUAGUUUCAUCUUCAUGACAAUGCUGUGUGGUGUUCUCAUACUUUUUGUCUGUUUUCAUUGCUGUGAUGGAAAGCUGCAGUUUGCCUCCUACUAUGGAGACCAUAUGGUGCUGCAAAGGUCUCCAGAGAGGGCUGUGGUGUGGGGAUAUGGCCCAGAGGGUGCCCAGGUCAUCGUCUACUUGUCAGGACCAACAAAACAGAUAACCUCACCAGUCUGUGUGAAAAAAGGAAUAUGGCAAGUUACCCUCGACCCUGUUGAUCCUGGGGGUCCUUACAAUGUGACAGCCAUAGUGACAGAAGGCCCUCAGAGCGACUCAGCCACUCUGACAGACGUCCUUUUUGGGGAUGUUUGGUUGUGUGGAGGCCAGAGCAACAUGUAUUUUCAAACAUAUCAGGUUUUCAAUGCAUCAGAUGAGCUUGCCCUUGCAGCCAAAUAUCCUCAUGUGAGGUUUUUUAUGGCUGCCUUAAAGAUGUCUGACACUGAACUGGAUGACUUGAUUGAAGUGGAAAUUCCCUGGUCUGUGCCCUCAGCACGAGAUGUAGCCAAUUUCUCUGCAGUGUGCUGGAUGUUUGGUCGUCACCUGUAUGAGACCUUGGGUUACCCCAUUGGCUUAGUGGAGUCCUGUUGGGGAGGCACACCUGUCGAAGCCUGGUCUUCUUUGAAAGCACUCGAGCAAUGUGGACUUGAGAAGAAUAGCACUGAUGUCCCUUAUAAGAAAAAUUCUGUUUUGUGGAAUUCAAUGAUCCAUCCAUUUCUUCAGAUGACUCUGAAAGGUGCCAUCUGGUACCAAGGUGAAGCCAAUGCAGGCUAUCAUAAGGACAAGUACAACUGUUCAUUCCCUGCUAUGAUCAAUGACUGGAGGAAUGCUUUUCACCAAGCCACGGGGGGGCAGACAGCAAUAGACUUCCCCUUUGGAUUUGUCCAGCUGUCCACACAUGAAAAGGGGCCUGUAAAUAACGGCUUUCCUGAGAUACGUUGGCACCAGACGGCAGACACUGGCUUUGUCCCAAACAAAAGGAUGCAGCGAACAUUCAUGGCUGUGGCUCUGGAUUUGCCAGAUGAGAAAUCACCCUACGGAACGAUCCAUCCUCGAGAUAAGCAGGACGUAGCCGAAAGGUUGUCACUGGGAGCAAGGGCAGUGGCUUAUAAUGAAAAGAAUGUGUCUUUCCAAGGACCUUUUCCUAACGACAUUCUGGUUACUAAAACAUACAUAAACAUCACCUAUGACCAGACAAUCUCAGUCACUCCUUCUAAAGACAUUUUUCAGAUUUGCUGCUCUAGUAUUCCGUCUUCAUUGGAGAAAGAGUCCUGCUGGGUUCCAGCUCCCAUCAUUCACUGGGGUCUGACCACGGUCUCUUUAUCAACCACUAUGUGUUCACCUUUGGAUGAAAUAGCUGCCCUUCGAUAUGCAUGGAUAGACUGGCCCUGUGGCUUUAAAGCCUGUCCAAUUUACAGCAGCAGUGGGGUUUUGCCUGCACCGCCUUUUGAGAUUGACCAUCCUCCAGGCAAAGCAAAGGUUUGGAAAAAUUACUGAGUUCUGGUAAACACAAAAGUCUGAAGAUGUCCCUUUACCUUACAUAGUUGUAAUCAGAUGCAUAAUCACUGUAAAAGUUUGAUUUUCAAUUGUUGGUGCUGCUAAAAACGAGAAAAACUACUGCCUUUGCUGGCUGGACCAUAUCAGUAUAAAAGUUUACAUUUAAGUUUUUCUAACCUUGAAGUAAUUGUUAGUGUUUAGAAAAAAAAAAAAACUAAUGCUGUUACAGUUGCUGGACUAUAUCAAUAUAGAAGAAUGCUUUUCAAUUAUUAUGGCUGUUAAACAAAGAAAGAACGCUAGUGCAAUUUAAUUGUUUGACCAAUAUGCAAGUUUGUGUUUUAGUUGAAAUUCAAAUCA